Molecule: messenger RNA, 1077 nt
Organism: Amphiprion ocellaris (clown anemonefish)
Lineage: Eukaryota; Metazoa; Chordata; Actinopteri; Pomacentridae
Exons: 3
Coding region: 117-959 (280 amino acids)
Source: RefSeq, a predicted model, not a curated record
GUAAAUCAAGCCAGGGUGAGGUUUUAGGCAGUCCGAGUGGCUGCAAAAGAAGUCAAGAGUGACAAGUGUUUUAGUAAUUGUGCUGUGAUGAAGUUCAUGCUGAUUUAACUGCAGGGAUGUGUAUACCUCUGGGGGUUUUUCUCAGCACUAUGGUGCUCCACUCUGUGUCAGCUGGAGGUGUGUAUUGUGCUAAAACAGCAAGAGCCCGAGCAGCUGCCUUGGGUUUGGAUUAUCCUGGAGUCCAUGGAGCCCCUGAUCUCUAUGGACCACCUCAUCAUGCAGCGCACCCUCAACCUUACAAUAACAUGAAUGACCAGGAAUUGGCCUCCUAUAGACAAAAUCAUCCAGAAGGAAAGCUCAUUGAUGACACAAUAUAUAAACAACCUUACCCCGUGAGAUCUGACGGAUUCCUACUGAGCCGUGGCACCUACAAACCACUUCAAAGUGGAUACACUACCGACCAAGUGUCCGGAUUUCCCAGAGGACAUUCUGUUAGUAACCACGAGCCCAGUUUUGAGGAGGUCAAGCAUGUUGCCCUACCAGCGUUGGGUCAAGCCCCUGGCCAGUCUGACCUUGUGAAUUGGGAUCCUCGGGGUCACAGUAAGUCCCACUCAUUUGUCUACAAUGAGCAUGACCUUGUUGUUGACGAGUCUGCCCCAAAUAGACAUGGCAUGUCUCUGAGUGAACUCCCCCUUCCCAAAACCAUGGGUCAUGUUGCUUACCAGAGGGGUCUAACUGGAUAUGGCCUGGGAAGAGAGGUCCCUGUCCUUGGUUCAUCUCGCUUCAUCAAAAAAGGACACACCAGAGCACGGAUGAGCCAAGGUCCUGUAUUUGGAAGUUGGAUCAGGUCUCCUGGCCGUCCUCCUCAGUAUCUGCACAGAAGUCUCAAUGUCCAACCUUUUGUUCAAGGUAAUGCUGUUCUGAGACGUCUGAUAAAACCCAAAAUCAAGUUCAGUUAGAGUGACACAACAAACUAAAGGGCCUGAUGCAUACCUUGGCUGUCUUGUCAAAUGGCAUCCCUGAAACAAGUUCCUACAAGCAUGUUGAUAAGGAAUAAACAGUAUGCAUUUAGAAUCA